AAACCAGAAAUGGGGUGUUGUGCUUUUUUGGAGGGGAUGACAUGAGAUGGAGGAUGAUGAUGAAGAGGAGCUAUAUGAUCUCUCUCUCUCAUCAUGAAGGAAAGCAUAGCUAAAAGGUUUUUAAUUGUGAUAGCUAGGGAGGAUAAGGGUAUGAAGCCUAUUCUCCUCAAAUGUGGUUUGGCUUUGGCUCUUACCUUUGCUGGAUUUCUCUACUCUCACAUCAGAACCAAAAGAAUCAAGCCUUCCCCUACUUCCCCCAGGCGACACGCUUCAGGUAGAAGGGCAGCAUCUAGUUCUUGCAGCACUGUUGCAGAUGAAAAUUUUUUGGAAGCUGAAGAAACAUGCAUUACCAAGGUGAUUACUAAAAAUUCCCCAGUUGGUCUCUCUCCAAGUACAAAACAAAGUGCAGAUAAAGAUGAGUACCUCCUACCUGAAUGUAAUGAUCCUACAAAGGAAGCAGACUUUGGAGCCACCAUUGCAGGUAAUUCUUUUAAGAAAGAUGUAGAAACACCAAGGUCAAAAGUAGGAUCUCCUCUAGCAUAUUCAACAAGUCUUGAGAAGGAUGAUUAUGAGCAAGAGAUUCGGAAACUAAGGAGCAUGAUCAGAAUGCUUCAAGAGAGAGAGAGAAGCCUUGAGGUUCAACUUCUUGAGUAUUGUGGUCUUAGAGAGCAAGAAGCAGCAGUGAUGGAGCUCCAAAAUAGAUUGAAGAUUAGUAGUAUGGAAGCAAAAAUGUUCAAUCUGAAAGUUGUGACCUUACAGUCUGAGAAUAGGAGAUUAGUGGCACAAGUGGCUGAUCAUGCAAAAGUGCUGUCUGAGCUUGAGGCUGCAAAAACAAAAGUAAAAUUUUUGAAGAAGAAAAUUAGGUAUGAAGCUGAACAGAAUAGGGAGCAUAUCAUGAAUCUGAAACAAAAAGUUGCCAAGUUGCAAGACCAUGAAUGUAAAGCUGCUGCUAGUGAUCAAGAUAUUCAAAUGAAAAUUAAAAGGCUAAAGGAUCUUGAGUCUGAGUCAGAACAGUUGAGGAAAUCUAAUUUGAGACUGCAGAUGGACAAUUCUGACUUAGCUCGAAGAUUGGAUUCUACUCAGAUCCUUGCAAAUGCUGUUCUAGAAGACCCAGAUGCAAGUGCUUUGAAGGAAGAAGGAGAGCGUCUUAGACAAGAGAAUGGGGGUUUGAUGAAAGAAGUUGAACAACUACAUGCUGACAGAUGUCAAGACCUUGAAGAAUUAGUUUACUUGCGUUGGAUAAAUGCUUGCUUAAGACAUGAACUACGAAAUUAUCAACCUCCACAUGGUAAAACAGCUGCAAGGGACUUAAGCAAAAGCUUAAGUCCAACAUCUGAGAAGAAAGCCAAGCAACUUAUACUUGAAUAUGCAAACACUGAAGGAGGAGGGAGUGUUUCUGAUUUGGAUUCAGAUCAAUGGUCCUCUUCCCAAGCUUCUUUUCUCACUGAUUCUGGAGAGUGUGAAGAAUAUUCUCCUCUUGAUAAUCCAUCAUCUGAUACCAAAGUUAACAACACAAGCAAGUCAAAGAUUUUUGGCAAGCUUAUGAAGCUAAUAAGAGGUAAAGAGAGCCAACACCAACGUGGUCGUGUUACAUCUCAAGAAAAGUCUAUCUCUAGAGAAGAUAUCAAUAGUUCAAAUUUCAGCUUGAGUAUAUCAACUGGAACUGAAAGUCUCAGGAGUGAGUAUGCAACUCCCACUGCCGCUUCUAGUGCUUCCUAUGACUUUCGGACAAUGUGUUUGAAGGAUGAAAAUGGCAGAAAUUCAGACAGCCAUACACCAAAAAGGUCCAAGAUUUUCGGUGUAAGGAAAACAGGUUCAGGAGAUUUCAAAAACCGUCUUGAUUCUUUCUCAGAAUCCGCUGCCGCAGAGAAAUCUAAUUUGGUUAAAUAUGCUGAAGCUUUAAGAGAUUCUAGUGGAAGUACCAAACAUAAAGUACGUAGAAGAUCAGCAUCAUAUAGUUCAUUUUAACUUAGUAGCUAUAUGCAAAGCUUUUAUGUUUAUUCCAACAGUGAAUGUUACAUAUAGCAGGCUAUUUAGUAGUCAAUUCUGACAUAUACAAUAUUAGCUGUUAGGAGCAGUUCAGAUCAGA
Molecule: messenger RNA, 2089 nt
Organism: Abrus precatorius (Indian licorice)
Lineage: Eukaryota; Viridiplantae; Streptophyta; Magnoliopsida; Fabales; Fabaceae
Product: protein CHUP1, chloroplastic-like
Exons: 4
Coding region: 94-1968 (624 amino acids)
Biological process (GO): chloroplast organization
Cellular component (GO): chloroplast outer membrane
Source: RefSeq, a predicted model, not a curated record